ACUCACCCUUUCUCAUCCACCCCCGAAAAUGACAACAUGGCUGUCUUUGAAAAACGGAAGUCCAUCAAACUCUCACUUGAUGACACUGUGCCGCUUCAGUGUAUGAUAGAACUUGCUCAAAAUGUCAAGGAUCAUACAGAAUAUGUUAUACGAGUACAGCGUGGACCCCUUUCAGAAAACAACUGGACAGUUACAAAACGCUAUAGUGACUUUGUGGCCUUGGAUGCCAUCUUGAGAGUAUCAGGAAUAGACCUGCCGCUGCCUCCAAAGAAAGUCUUUGGAAAUAUGGAGAGAGAGUUCAUAGCAGAAAGAAAAACAGGAUUACAGGUCUAUCUCAAUACCCUCGUUUCAAAUCCAUUUCUUGCACCCACCGUUGAGGUAAAGAAGUUUCUGGACCCUCGCAAUUAUUCAGUCAACUUACAAGAGGUGGCUUUGCAGCAUGUUUCCAUGUAUUUCCGAUCAGAACAAGGAUGGGAAGUGGUAGAGCCUUUACCAGACUUUGGGUGGAGAGUGCGUAAACAAUACUUCAUGGUGCGACCACCUGGACAGCCUAAAUCUCUAGAGGUGAUGCAUUGGACUGGGUUCGGUCCUGAUCAAUACAUUCCAGUAAAAGAACUUGCUGCCAUCAUGAAGAUACUGCCAACAUUACAACAUCCCUACAUUUGUCCAAUAUCACAUGCUGCUGCCACUGAAAAUGGAGGAAUGACAAUCCGACCAUUCAGAGAAAAAGGAACUUUAAAAGAUCAUAUCUAUAAGGCCAAACCAAAAAUGCCAUAUCUGAGGAAGUAUGGGAAACAAAAAGCUAAUAAUACUCCACAGUUGUUAGAGAUCAAAACAUAUGGAAGACACAUCCUGGAGGCUGUUAAGUUCUUACAAGAAAAAGGUGUGCCAUAUGGUCAUCUUCAUUCAGGCAAUGUGAUAAUUGAAAAUGGUCAUUGUUUAUUGUUAGACGUUGAAAACUCAUUACUUGGUCUCCCUCCAAUUCACAGACAUCAUAUUGCAAACUUCAAGAAGAUCCAGACAUUUGAGAGUAUUGAUGUGUUCAACUUUGGUCACCUGCUGUAUGAGAUGGCUUUUGGUGAACCAUUGACAACUGCUACGUUAGAUUUCCUUCCUCCCACAUGCCCUCCACAGCUAAAAGACGUCCUGGAAUCAAUACUUACACCUGACUCAUGUAAGAACGGCUUGCCGGUGAUAACAGACCUUUUAGCAAAUCCUUUAUUCAGUGAUGUGUACCUGUCUCCCUCAGAGAAGCCAGUGCUUAAAAUUCCGAGUAAAUUGAAAGAGGUUCUGAGAUCAUCCAAAGAGGAGACAGAGAAGAGACUUCGUGAAGAUCAGAAACUGAUCAGUCAAGUCAAGCGGCGAUCAAAAGCUCAAGCAUAUCACGCAGAAGAGGAGAAGAAAAAUAGAAAGAAAAAGCGCUCAUCUAAGAAAUUUCACAGCACUAUCAGUGAAACGGAUGGCAGCAGUACAACAACAACCCCUCCAACGUCGCCAACGCCAUCUACACCUACGUCGCCAAUGUCCCCGACAUCGCCAGGUCCAUCUGCUCCGACUCCGCCACCACCUCCACCAAUAGGAGGUGCGCCCCCACCUCCGCCUCCACUGCCACAAGCAGCACAGACAUCACCGGCGCCACCCGCAGCCUCUGGUGCAAGAGGUGCUCUUCUUGGCUCUAUCAGUGGAUUCAACAAAGGAGGGCUCAAAAAGACUGUCACUGUUGAUAAAAGUGGGCCAAAGAUUUGAGGAGGCUCUUUAGGAACGACUAGGUCAUUGGACUGAUAGCUUUGUUAUAGGAAAAGCAGAGGCCAAUUGCUGAGAGGCCUUUUUCUCGUAGAUCAUCUUUUUGACAUUGUUUGGGCUUGAUUGCACUGUGGCUUGUCAUAAUGUUCAAAUAUCAGUGACUAUUUUGUGAAUGACUGGCGCAGCACGGCACCUCUUGGUGUUUUAAUGAGACAUAUCCAGGAAAAGGAAAUAGUGAAAGAAGUGAUGUUAGGUGCUAGGAUUUGAUAUGAACUUGCUAUCAAAUACAUUAGUGCCAAAUUGACUCUAUUCUUGGUUCAGAUGGCGGACCAGAGGUAUAGCUUCGAAUGUGUUGUGCUGUAAAUAUUUCCUGGUUUACCGUGCAUCCGUUUCAAGUUUAAGGGGGAAUAUAGGCACGAGCUAGCUGUCCAUCAGGACUUUGUACAGUUGACAAGUAUACUGUGAUUGUGGUUGAUUCAGCGAUACUUAUAUUCCUUCGUAACUUAAUUAGACCUAUUUGGCUCCUGCCUAUAGGCUCCCUUGUGUAAACGGAUGGACAUGGACAGGGCCUUUUUUGUAGGCUGUGAUGUUCAACCAACAGUAAUGAGUGUUGGUCUACAUGCUAAUAACAUAUCCGUGCUUUCACUCCUCAAUAAAGGGUAGAAUUUGGUUUUCUUUGCGUUCUAGUAUCUGUAAUAGUAUAUGCUUGUUUCAAAAUACUCUGAUUCUGCAUAUAAUGAAGUGAAACUGACUGGUUUGAAGUCUCAUUUUCCCACAGACCAGUUUCAAAGUAUGAACCAACUCAUGAAAAGAAAAUAAUUUUUUCUUGGGCCUUAGAUACAUGUAGGCUGGACAUCUGAGUCGUUGUCAUUACUGUCGUAGGCAUCAUGACUCUGUUUCUUGCCUUUAUGAUGCAAAGGCCCGAAGAAUAACCCUUUUUGCAACUGGUCUCGGGGAGAAUUUAUGCUAGAAACAGACCAGUCAAGAUGGCUGUGUGUUGUAUAUUGAGAAACAACAGCUUUUCUCCUGUUAGUUUGUCCCGGGGUCAUUGGGCUCCGUUGAGCGUGGAACAAAAUAUCUUUCUUAGAUUUCAGCAUAAGAGUGUCCAUGAUUUGGCUUUAGUCUUGCUUUCAUGUUAUGUUACACUGUUACAAUCAUGGUCAAGAAUUAUAAUUGUACAAAACCUGUUGAUUGGUAAAAUGUAUAUUGAUAAAUUUUAUCAUUAGAUGUUGUUUAUUUUUAUGAAAGAUGAAAAUAUUUUUAUGAAAUCUUAGGCGUAUCAAGCAUGGUAUUGAAGCGGUAUUAUUCUGUUUGCUGUAAAUAUUACCAACUUUAUGAGUUAAGGGUGUCAAUCUAUUGAGCAUUUACCGGUUGAAUCCUCGCAAACUUGAGUACACGUUUGGCGCUUCUUAGUUUACACGUAGGAUCCCAUUUUGUUAUUCUCAAAUAUCCAAUAUAGGCCCGACCUGGUAAGGAGAAAGGGUACAUGUACACAUGUGAUAGAAUAUAUCUCAAAUAUACAGCCUAAACUUUUCAACCACCAAAUUAUUGUGACCGAGUACAGCAAGAUCAGUUAUAUAUUGCCAGACGGAAAUAGAGUAACUUAGUGCCACCUGAUGUAAGUUAUUGAGCAAAGGGAUUAGAAAAAUGUAUGUAAUGGAAAAUGCAUUUAUCUCUGCCAAUUCUUUUGGCUACCAAAUCGUUCAUGCUGUAAAGCCAUUGAGAAUCUCUGCAUCAUUCUGUAAGGUGUAGGUAUUUAAAAAAAGACACUUGCUCCAUUUCCAUUUUGUGGUGAAUGUGACUCAUUUUGCUGUCCUGGGUGGUGUCCAACUAUCAGAACCGGCUAAAAUAAACUAUUUCACAAUAAUUACUUCUUUAUUUGUUUGAUGAGUCAUCUAAAAAUUUGUAAUGGUAAAAAAUUAAAUGAAAAGGAAGUAUGGUGCAUCAUGUUCACAGCCAACAAAAACUGACCUAAGACUUGAAUUUUCUCAAUUGACAUAGCAC
Molecule: messenger RNA, 3747 nt
Organism: Lineus longissimus
Lineage: Eukaryota; Metazoa; Nemertea; Pilidiophora; Heteronemertea; Lineidae
Product: PX domain-containing protein kinase-like protein
Exons: 15
Coding region: 37-1746 (569 amino acids)
Biological process (GO): negative regulation of ATP-dependent activity; negative regulation of monoatomic ion transport
Cellular component (GO): plasma membrane
Molecular function (GO): actin binding; phosphatidylinositol binding
Source: RefSeq, a predicted model, not a curated record